AUGCCGCGACAGAAAGAUACAAAGCGCAUUGACCCCACGCGCGCGCGCGCCCGGGGCAAAAGGCCGAUGCGGCCGAGCCCCAUAAUGUCCACGACCAGUGCCCUUGUAGCUGCUACAGUUGCUGCAAAAGCAGCGCAAAAGGCGCUUGCGGCUGAACAGGCUGCUAACGCUACUUUGCAGGGACUCUCUGGCGUGCAGCUCGUGGUGCAUCAGAUGCUCGCAACGCACACGCAUUCGUUAGCGCAGCUCGACGUGGCAAGAGCCGAGUUCCCAAACACCAGGUUGUCGCUGAAACAGGUCGAGAUGAUGCUGCGGCCAGUGGUGACGCUGUGCAAUGCCCUGCGCGCAGAACAUUUUGGGAUCCACGUGCCGACGCCAGAGAUUGCGCGCACAAUGAAUGACGUCCACUAUUGGAAGCUGUGGGAGUCGGACUGGAUUGAUAUUGGCAUCUUUUUCAUGCCGCCGAAGAGCACCAUCCCGCUGCAUAACCACCCGGGCAUGAGUGUCGUCACGAGAGUACUCUAUGGUGUUGCUACGGUAACGUCGUACGAUAUCCUAUCGGACGCCGAAGUACAGACGCUGGAAGCAGGAAGUGAAAUCGUCUACGGGGACGCGACUUUUAGCUCUGAUGCUGUGAACCCGGACACCCCCCGUCGGUUCAACUUGCACAACAUCCAGGCUAGCUCCGACAUUGGCUGUGCAAUGCUCGACAUUAUGGUGCCUCCUUACGACAAUGCAAACCGCAAUUGUCAUCAUUUCAAGAUACUGGAGCACAAGAUGGUGCGCAACGAGCGCAUUUUCAAGAUGCUGGAAAGUGUGAAGCCGGGCAAGCACAUGGAUUCUUCUCCUGCUGCAAAUGCGUCGUCAACGUUACCGUGA
Molecule: messenger RNA, 879 nt
Organism: Hyaloperonospora brassicae
Lineage: Eukaryota; Oomycota; Peronosporomycetes; Peronosporales; Peronosporaceae
Source: the annotation of a GenBank genome assembly